Messenger RNA from Cryptomeria japonica (Japanese cedar), 814 nucleotides. RefSeq names its product LOB domain-containing protein 4. The transcript has 3 exons. The record is from RefSeq and is a predicted model, not a curated record. NCBI's taxonomy places the organism in Eukaryota, Viridiplantae, Streptophyta, Pinopsida, Cupressales, Cupressaceae. Bases 141 to 692 code for a protein of 183 amino acids.
AAACAGUCAAUUACCCAGAGGAUUAUCAAGGACCUUGCAAUUCGCUUUUCCAUUCUUUGCGAACUGCUGAGGACUUCUCAAUUCGCUCGCCAUAACUGGUAUAAUCUAUUCAAGGCUGCGACAGGACAAGUAAUCGUUGGAUGGAAACAGAAAAGAUAAACUGCAGUGGUGGCGUGAAGCCACCGGCAACUCCAUGCGCAGCUUGUAAGAUCCUUAGAAGAAGGUGCGGAGACAAAUGUUUACUUGCUCCCUAUUUCCCAACGAACAGUCCUCAUAAGUUUGCUACCGCACACCACGUUUUCGGCGCAAGCAACAUAAUCAAGAUGCUUAAGGAUCUCCCAAACGAUGCAAGAGCAGAUGCAGUAAACAGUAUGGUGUACGAAGCGAAUGCGAGGGUGAGGGAUCCCGUAUACGGAUGCGCUGGAACAGUAUCUCAACUGCAGCAUCAGAUAUCACAAUUGCAGUCUCAAGUGGCGGCGGCACAAGCGGAGCUUCUCAACCUGCGCAUUCAACAGGCCAAUUUUUUGUCUCUGCUCACACUCACCUACACAUCGAAGGAAGAUGCACAAACAGUUUCUCCCUCUCUCACUCACCCGCCUGAUAAUGAUAAUGAAAAUGACCUCAGUGGAGAGGAUGUGGAGGAUUUGUUCUCAGAUGAUGUGGAUCCAUUGAUGCUUUGGAAAACACAGUGAACAUAAAUUGUGUUGGAGAGUUUUUCUCUUUUGAAGCUGGAAGGGGUAGACAGGAAAACCUGUCAUAUCUUUGUUUGGUAUAUCAAAUAUAUGUUUGACAACAAGGGUCCACAUUAAAGUUA